Molecule: messenger RNA, 552 nt
Organism: Acanthoscelides obtectus
Lineage: Eukaryota; Metazoa; Arthropoda; Insecta; Coleoptera; Chrysomelidae
Source: the annotation of a GenBank genome assembly
AUGUUCGUGCAUGGAGUGCAUGUGCAAAACUCCUCUUCCGAUGAGUCCGAAGAGGACGAAGAUUGCGAUCCAGAGAAAAUGCUUCUUAGGAGGAGGGAAGAAUGCGAACGCAAGGCAAGGAGAGGGGAGAUGGACCCCAGAUUGGAGUUCACUUUCCAACUUCUAAUGGAUGCAACGGGAUUACCCAGGAGUGAAAUUAUGGAUCAUGUUUUUGAAGGAGAUAUGUUGGACGGUAUCAACCAGCUUUUCCUCCCCCACAUGAAAACAAGGCUAUUGUGGUUCUAUCAGGAGGUAGAAGAGCCACAAGGCUCAGCAGAACCUGAUCCAAACAAACCCGGAACGUCAAGAGCCUUGCAGCCGAGUGGUUCCAGGUCAGCAGCAGUUCAACAGCAGGUCACACAUAAGAAAAAAUUGUUUCUUACUGAUGGUAUGGACGAACCACUAACUGGGACGUGCAUCUACAUAUUUAGGACGAGCAGCAGCAAGCAGCUUCCUGAAGAAGGGUUUCAGAAGGUACAGUUCGUACCAAGAAUGCUGACAAUGAAAUCAUAA